Suncus etruscus (white-toothed pygmy shrew) is the source of this 1446-nucleotide messenger RNA. RefSeq names its product acidic mammalian chitinase. The transcript is spliced from 11 exons. NCBI's taxonomy places the organism in Eukaryota, Metazoa, Chordata, Mammalia, Eulipotyphla, Soricidae. Gene Ontology annotation, molecular function: chitin binding; chitinase activity. Bases 1 to 1446 code for a protein of 481 amino acids. Gene Ontology annotation, biological process: carbohydrate metabolic process; chitin catabolic process. The record is from RefSeq and is a predicted model, not a curated record. Gene Ontology annotation, cellular component: extracellular region.
AUGGCAAAGCUUAUUCUCCUCACAGGUUUGGUUCUUCUGCUGAAUGCUCAGCUUGGUUCUGCCUACCAGCUGACAUGCUACUUCACCAACUGGGCCCAGUAUCGGCCUGGUUUGGGGCGCUUCAAGCCUGAUGACAUUGACCCCUGUCUCUGUACUCAUUUGAUCUACGCCUUUGCUGGAAUGAGGAACAAUGAGAUCACCACCAUCGAGUGGAAUGAUGUCACCCUUUACCAAUCUUUCAAUGGCCUGAAAAACAAGAACAGCGAGCUGAAAACUCUACUGGCCAUUGGAGGCUGGAACUUCGGAACUGCCCCCUUCACCACUAUGGUUUCCACUCCUGAGAACCGCCAGACCUUCAUUGCUUCAGUCAUCAAAUUCCUGCGCCAGUAUGAGUUCGAUGGGCUGGACUUUGAUUGGGAGUAUCCUGGCUCUCGUGGGAGCCCUCCACAGGACAAGCAUCUCUUCACAGUCCUGGUGCAGGAAAUGCGUGAAGCUUUUGAGCAGGAAGCUAAGCAAGUCAACAAGCCCAGGCUGAUGGUGACUGCUGCUGUAGCUGCUGGCAUCUCUAACAUUGAGUCUGGUUAUGAAAUACCUCAGCUGUCCCAAUAUCUGGACUUCAUCCAUGUCAUGACCUAUGACCUUCAUGGUUCCUGGGAGGGAUACACUGGUGAGAACAGCCCUCUCUACAAAUACCCAACCGAUACUGGCAGCAAUGCCUACCUCAAUGUGGAAUAUGCCAUGAACUACUGGAAGAACAAUGGUGCCCCUGCUGAGAAGCUCAUUGUUGGAUUCCCAACCUAUGGACACAACUUCAUUCUGAGCAACCCUUCCAAUACUGGCAUUGGUGCCCCCACCUCUGGAGCUGGUGCUCCUGGGCCUUACACCAGGCAGGAUGGGUUUUGGGCCUAUUAUGAGAUCUGCACCUUCCUGGGAAAAGGAGCUACAGAGGCAUGGGACGCCCCUCAAGAUGUGCCCUAUGCCUAUCAGGGUAAUGAGUGGGUUGGCUAUGACAAUGUCAAGAGUUUCAAUAUCAAGGCUCAGUGGCUCAAGCAGAACAAUUUUGGAGGGGCCAUGGUCUGGGCCAUCGAUCUGGAUGAUUUCACCGGAAGUUUCUGCAACCAGGGCAAAUUCCCCUUAAUCUCUACCCUGAAGAAUGCCCUUGGCCUGCGGAGUGCAAGUUGUAGUGCCCCUGACCAGCCCAUUGAACCCAUAACACCUCCUCCUAGCAGUGGUAGUGGAAGUGGAAGUGGAAGUGGGAGUGGAACUGGAAGCUCUGGAAGCAGUUCUGGAGGAAGUGGAUUCUGUGCUGGCAAAGCCAAUGGCCUCUAUCCUGUUGCAAAUAACAGAAAUGCCUUUUGGCACUGCCUGAAUGGAAUUACCUAUCAGCAGAACUGUCAGGCUGGACUUGUCUUUGAUCCCAGCUGUGAGUGCUGCAACUGGCCUUAA